AUGAUUCCUCUCAGCAACGCGGCUCAGAUACCGUUGGGCUCAGCCGUCAAGUUCCCAUGGAUCCAACGGUUUGCAUCCGUGGGUGAUUCGUACUCAGCCGGACUAGGCUCUGGAGAUCGCCUCGAUUGGUCGUGCUCUCGAUAUACACAAUCGUAUCCGAACAUUUUGCAUACUUCUCUCCUCAGUAACAAUCCAAAUCUAACACACCAGUUCCUGUCCUGUUCAGGAGCUACCAGCACCGAGAUUCUUGAGAAGCAAGUGCCAGCCCUGGAGAACGAACUCGAUCUUCUCACCAUAUCUGCUGGUGGAAAUGAUAUUGGUCUAGGGCCCAUUUUGAGCAGUUGUGUUUACCAGUUUUACAUGUCGACCGAAGAUGCAUGCCAGAAGUCGAUGGAUGAAGCGCGAGACAGAAUCGUCAACGAAACGCAACUGUACAAGAAUGUGACGACCCUCAUCGAGGCCACAAGGCACAAUAUGAAUCAACAACACGGUAUCAUAUAUUAUACAGGAUAUACAGCCUUCUUCGGCACUGGUGACGAGAUCUGCGACAAUGUUACCUGGGCCGUCUGGCGCUCGCUUGAAUAUUCAAAGCAAUACCUCACCCUCUCCAUGCGCAAAGAACUCAACGCAAUGGUUCGCUCCGUCAACGCCAUCAUUCGUAAAGCAGUCCUAGCAGCCGGGCGCAAUGUCCGUUUCAUCGACUACGACAGCCAGAUUGAAGCUGUGCGCGGCCGAUACUGCGAGUCUGGUGUUCUCGAGCCCGAUCCGAAUCGUCACGGUCUUGCGUUUUACGAAUGGAACACCGUAGAUAGCGGCGAAAAUAAGACGGAGCUUCAGAACCGUACUGGUGGAGAUGUACCGAAGGGAUCGUUCCAGGGUAACAUAGGGGAGCAGAUCAAUAAGACACUGGGAGAGCAUCCUGAGUGGGAGUUUGACCCGCACAAGGGAUUUAUUAAUAGAACCAAGGGGGCGGUAGGCGAGGAGGGAAUUAUUGAAGAUACAGUACACUGGCUACUGCCUGACUCUUAUAAGAGAGUAUUUCAUCUGCGACCUGAGGGGCAUAACAUUGUUGCGAGGAUGCUGAUCGAGGAUCUUGAGAAGAACGGGCCAGGUAUACCUAUUGAUAUGGACGAGAUGGACGAGGUGUAG
Cucurbitaria berberidis CBS 394.84 is the source of this 1149-nucleotide messenger RNA. Its product is annotated as SGNH hydrolase. NCBI's taxonomy places the organism in Eukaryota, Fungi, Ascomycota, Dothideomycetes, Pleosporales, Cucurbitariaceae. Bases 1 to 1149 code for a protein of 382 amino acids. The transcript has a single exon. The record is from RefSeq and is a predicted model, not a curated record. Gene Ontology annotation, molecular function: triacylglycerol lipase activity. Gene Ontology annotation, biological process: triglyceride catabolic process.